UGUUAGCAACAGGUUUUGGACUUAGGAUCCAACACUGAUGACUGACCUCGGAACCCUGAUUUUUCACAUUAUCUUAUUAGCCUUUUUAACUUCCCCAAAAAGUACUAUUACUUAUUAAUACUAUUAUCACGUGCCUCAUCACAUGACAUUUCUAAAAUAUUUCACCAUUUACCAAAAAUCUUUAUGGUCAGAGUUGGAUCGUGUAACAGUCAAACCUUAAGCACAUGAUCCCACUGGCUUUAGAUCCCAAUCAGAAUUUCAAGUUUAUAAGUAACUCUUUCAUACCCAUCUCUAUUUUUCAUCACUACACUAACCAGCAACUUCCAACUUACACUUCCAGUUUUCAGUCUGAGACUUACUCAGCACAACAUACAACCACAAUGAAGCCUUACUCAAUAGCAAUGGCUUAUGUUCUUCUACUGCUUUCAGUAAUUCUAUCUACUUGGCUUAGCAGAGCUCAAGUAGAGGCUCGUCCAAUAAGAGAAGUGUCAACCAUGCCUUCAUCUUCUCAAGCUCUCAAAGAUCUGCAGACAGACAAGAAGUAUCCUUUCAAGAAGGUAGACUCAAGCUUUAGAAGAAUCCCACCAAGUACAUCAAAUCCAACUCAGAACAAGUUCAAACCCCCUAUUAGAUGAUGAAGUAGAAAACUGCAGUAGCAAGAUCUCUACAAAAUUCAAUGUUCUUUAUUUAUUAGUUGUUACAGUAGUCCCUAUAUGUAUUGCAGUGUGUAAUGUAUUUGACAGUUUUUGCUGCCACAAAAUGUUUAGUUUUGCUGUUAAAUGUAAAUUGAACAAUUUUGGAUGUUUGGGGAAAUAAAGCUUCCAACUGUGUUA
Molecule: messenger RNA, 833 nt
Organism: Mangifera indica (mango)
Lineage: Eukaryota; Viridiplantae; Streptophyta; Magnoliopsida; Sapindales; Anacardiaceae
Exons: 2
Coding region: 225-635 (136 amino acids)
Source: RefSeq, a predicted model, not a curated record